Carassius auratus (goldfish) is the source of this 854-nucleotide messenger RNA. RefSeq lists its product as uncharacterized. The transcript is spliced from 6 exons. NCBI's taxonomy places the organism in Eukaryota, Metazoa, Chordata, Actinopteri, Cypriniformes, Cyprinidae. Bases 33 to 854 code for a protein of 273 amino acids. The record is from RefSeq and is a predicted model, not a curated record.
GAGAUCUGGAGGACACAGCAGCCCCACAUAGAAUGCAUCCAGGACCCACCAGGUGUGCAGCUAUACAGGAGGAUAGGGAGGUGACCAAAGGGGAGGUCAUUCUGCCCCAGUAUCGCUGUGCACGUGGCUCAACAUCCUUAGAGUCCUUCCACCUGCACCCAAAACGCUUUGUGCCAGGAACAAGUGCAAGUGACCUUCAUUUUCAAAUGUACUUGAUGGAAGGGCUUGUACAGUGGAAUGAGGCUCGUGCGGUUGCUGCCAUUGAAGGUGAAAAAAAAAAGGAUAUCUGCUAUGGUGGCCAACUGCAGCAGUACGCCAACGUCCUGAGCCAGCUAUUCAUGGGUCUUAAUUUGGCGGAGGACUACACCAGCCCUGGCGAAUACACAGGAGAACUCAUUGGCGUGGAAUACUUAUAUUCCCAAACAAAUACAUCUUUUGAGGAAGACUUCGGUGCUGAUCCUGAUUCUCAAGAUGGGGUUCAGGAUGAAGACCUGAAGAUUGAUCUGGAGAGUGAUGAAGGGUUUGAGGAUGUAGACUUGGAUGGUGAGCCUCUUGAAAUCAUGGAGCUCAGCCUCGAUAUCCCAGAACCCUUGAGAGAUGAGCCACCGACUCAGAGCCAGGGGGUGCAGAGUCAUGUGGCAGAGUCUUCCUUGCCUGAGCCCAUAGAAGAUGAGCCAGCAACUCAGAGCCAGCUGGAGAGCCUGGGACCAGAUGGCAGACCGGGCUACGACCACGUCGUCCGGCUAGCCAACAGUCUGGUGGACCUCAGACAUGAGGGGUUUAUUACUCAGCAGAAGGUGGAUGAGAUUGUGACUCUCUGUGUACCUGGAUUGAAUCUCAAAAAGCCCCUUUGA